This is a messenger RNA of Triticum turgidum subsp. durum (durum wheat), 273 nucleotides long. NCBI's taxonomy places the organism in Eukaryota, Viridiplantae, Streptophyta, Magnoliopsida, Poales, Poaceae. The record is from the annotation of a GenBank genome assembly.
AUGGCCGGAGCCAAGGUAGCAACUGUCACCACCGUCGCUGUCGCAGUCCCCACCCUGGCGAGCGUGAGGAUGCUGUCGUGGGCGAGGGCGCACCUCAUCCCGAACGGGCAGGGGCUCAUCAUCUCCACCGUCACCGGGAUGGCCUACUUCAUCAUCGCCAACAAGACCAUCCUCUCAAUGGCCAGGAAGCACUCCUUCGAGGACGCGCCGGACCACCUCAAGAACACCCUCUUCCACUGUUUACGCUAUAAUGGAUCCAUUAGUAGUGUGUAA